AUGUGCAACAUCCAUGGUGUCCGUAUUCCGAAUUCUACUAACAACACACUCUAUGUUCCUCUUGACCGUUCCAAACACCCUGACGUCCAUGAUGAUAUGAUCACCACAUACGACCCACACAACCUUCCACUACGCACCCAAGAGGAGUUUAUGGCACAGGCUACAGCUGUUGAUAAUGCCUGUACCAAGACAGAUGCGGAAAAUCUGGCUCGCCAGUAUGGCAUUAAGGGAACAGCCAUUCUAUCCCGCCUCAACUCACUCAAAUUUCCUUAUUCCUUUCCAUACGACUUCAUGCAUCUUAUAUGGGAGAAUCUUAUUCCCAAUCUCAUCCUAUUGUGGACCAACAAGUUCAAGGGGCUUGAUGAGGGCCUGGAGCACUAUUCAAUCGACAGUGCACUUUGGGCUGCUAUUGGGAAGGACACAGCCAAAGCGGGAGGUACAAUUCCCAGCGUAUUUGGUACACGCGUGCCCGAUCUUGCCAAAGGUGGUUUUCCUAUAUCCGCAGAGAUGCACUCCAUCUGGGUACAGUUUAUUGGACCGACCCUUCUGCGACGGGCAUUUACCCAUGUCAAAUAUUAUGAUCAUUUCAUUCUUCUUGUUCAAAUCCUCAACAAAUGCCUGGCGUUUGAGAUUGGGAGGGACAAGAUAGACUGGCUUGGGGAAAAAAUUCCAGAAUGGGUCCAAACUUAUGAGAAGUCCAUUAUUACCCUUUUUUACCUCUUUUUCUGA
Molecule: messenger RNA, 729 nt
Organism: Mycena indigotica
Lineage: Eukaryota; Fungi; Basidiomycota; Agaricomycetes; Agaricales; Mycenaceae
Exons: 1
Coding region: 1-729 (242 amino acids)
Source: RefSeq, a predicted model, not a curated record